AUGUAUUGUGAGAUUAUUUAUUUGAGAGAACUUAUGAAAACAACUUAUGACAUUAUUCAUAAGGUUUUUUCAACUUUUUUUUACAAGUUUUUUAAGGGGGAUUGUAAGGUGGAGGUUCUCCAGUAUGCAGAUGACACCCUAUUGGUAGGGGACGCAAGUUGGAAUCACGUUUGGGAUUUGAAGGCGGUUCUUAGAGCGUUUGAAAAAGUUUCAGGGUUGGGAGUUAAUUACCACAAGAGCAAAUUGGUUUGUUACAAUAUUAAUCUCAACUUCAUGAAGGCUGCUGCAAAUUUCUUAGCGUCUAAGAUCGAGAAUGGGGGUUUCUCUUUCCUUGGCAUUCCUAUAGGAUCAAAUCCUAGAAGAAUCAUGUUUUGGAAGCCGUUAAUUGGGAGGUUGAAGAAGAGAUUGGAUAGUUGGGAAGGGAGAUUUUUGAGCCUUGGUUGUAGAAUUACUUUGUUAAAAUCUGUUAUGAGAAGCUUACAUAUAUUCAGUAUGUCUUUCUACAUGGCCCCGGUUCAAAUAUGCAAGGAGAUUACGAGCAUCCAAAUUCAAUUUUUAUGGGGAGGAAGUAGCUUGAAGAAGAAGAUCCAUUGGGCUAGAUGGGAUAUUCUUUGUCUUCCUCUCGACUAG
Molecule: messenger RNA, 630 nt
Organism: Vicia villosa (hairy vetch)
Lineage: Eukaryota; Viridiplantae; Streptophyta; Magnoliopsida; Fabales; Fabaceae
Exons: 1
Coding region: 1-630 (209 amino acids)
Source: RefSeq, a predicted model, not a curated record